AUUUCUGUUCAAAGUAAGUUCAUCGCAUCGUGUGUCUGUAAAAAAUCUAAUUUCUAAGAAUUAAAUUGAAUUAACUAAUAUGAGUGAAAAUAAAAACAAAAAGUGUAAUAAUAAGAAACAGCAGAAGUCAAAUGAUCAGGAACUGAUAAACGGUAAUGCAAAUGAGCACACAAAAGCGACAGCAACAGCAAUGGAGAACAAUAAUAAGACUAACGUACUGGAAAAUGAAGAUGUAAAGAAGGAAGCAAACGAGAUGGCAACAACAACAACAAAUAAUGAGGAAAGUGACAUUUUAGAAAUUGUACAGGAUAUCGGAUUUUCUGUUCAAAUUCUAAGUCCCGGAAUAGAAGCGUUAACUAUUCAAGUUUCGAGCAUGGAAUUGGUACAAGAAAUACAUCAAUUGUUAAUGGAUCGUGAAGAUACAUGCCAUCGUACUUGCUUUUCAUUACAACUUGACGGUGUAACAUUGGAUAACUUUGCAGAAUUAAAAAACAUCGAAGGAUUAAAGGAAGGAUCGAUUAUAAAAGUUGCCGAAGAGCCAUACACAAUGCGUGAGGCUCGCAUUCAUGUUCGUCAUGUACGAGAUCUAUUAAAAUCAAUGGAAACAACUGAUGCAUAUAAUGGUGUGGAUUGUAGUUCACUUACAUUCUUACAUACAAUAACACAAGGUGAUUUAUUGGAGAAGAAAAAGACUCGACCAGACAGCGUUGAUUGCACUCCGCCAGAAUACAUCAUGCCAAAUACUAAAGAUCGUGCUCUUCCAGUCUUGCCUUUACAUCCCAACAAUAAUAAGAGUCAAAAGAUACCACAAGCAAUAAAAGUGUUGACAACGAGUCCAUUCAAUCCACCUCCUGGCUCACGAAAACUUCACGGAGACUUACUAUACUUGUAUGUUGUAACGAUGGAAGAUAAACGAUUCCAUAUUUCGGCAUGUCCAAGAGGUUUUUAUGUGAACCAAUCGACUGAUGAUGAAUUCAAUCCUCGUCCAAACAAUCCCUCAUAUUUGUGCCAUUCACUUAUUGAUUUGUUAUCUCAAAUAUCGCCUGCAUUCAAACGCUCAUUCUCACAAAUGCAAAAGAAGAGAACUCAACGACAUCCAUUUGAACGAGUUGCAACACCAUAUCAAGUCUAUACAUGGUGCGCUCCAAAUUUAGAGCACACAAUUGAUGCUAUUCGUGCUGAAGAUACAUUCUCUUCAAAAUUAGGCUACGAAGAGCACAUUCCAGGACAAACGAGAGAUUGGAAUGAGGAAUUACAAACAACAAGAGAAUUGCCAAGAAAAACACUGCCUGAACGAUUACUUCGUGAACGUGCCAUUUUUAAAGUUCAUAGUGAUUUUGUAACUGCUGCAACAAGAGGAGCAACAGCAGUAAUUGAUGGAAAUGUUAUGGCUAUUAAUCCUGGCGAAGAAGCUAAAAUGCAAAUGUUUAUUUGGAACAAUAUUUUCUUUUCACUUGGAUUUGAUGUUCGUGAUCAUUACAAAGAAUUGGGAGGUGAUGCAGCUGCUCAUGUUGCUCCAAGAAAUGACUUGCAUGGUGUUCGUGUAUAUAGCGCUGUCGAUAUUGAAGGAUUGUAUACUUUGGGAACUGUGGUAAUUGAUUAUCGUGGCUACAGAGUUACAGCACAAAGUAUUAUUCCAGGAAUUUUGGAACGAGAACAGGAUCAAAGUGUAGUUUACGGAUCAAUUGAUUUUGGCAAGACCGUUUUAAGUCACCCAAAGUAUCUUGAACUAUUAAAUAAAGCAGGACAGCAUUUAAAAAUAUUGCCUCAUUCUGUACUAAAUGAUAAGGAUGAGACAGUUGAACUGUGCUCGUCUGUGGAAUGUAAGGGAAUUAUUGGAAAUGAUGGACGACAUUAUAUUCUUGACUUGUUGAGAACUUUCCCGCCAGAUGUAAACUUUUUGAAACUUGACGAAAUUGAAUUGAAUAAGGAAGUGGCUGAGAAAGGCUUUCCAAUCGUUCAUAAACAUAAAUUGAGCUGUCUUCGUCAAGAACUAUUGGAAGCUUUUGUUGAAGACAGAUAUGUCAUGUUUAUUAAAUAUGCAGCAUUACAUCUUCAACAAUUAAAUAAUGCUAAAAAGUCUGAACAACAACAAGGCAGUACCAAAGAAUUGCGUGAAAUUCGAGACUUUGACAAUACUGAUGAAAAAGAUUCAACUGAAACUGAUGUUAAGGAAAAGAUUAAUACGGAAGAAGUCAAGAAGAUUGUUGAGUCUAUUUCUGAUGAGAAGCAAAGUGCAGUAGAUUCUAAGAAUGUUGUCAAGAAAGCAUGUUUAGCAGUUGGAUCAUUAAAAGAAACUGAAUUUGAUAUACGAUUCAAUCCAGAUGUUUUUUCGAACGGAAUCAGACAUGUUGAUAAUGAAAAUGAGCAAUCAUCAUUGACAAGUCAGAAGAAACUUGUACAAGAUGCAGCAGAAUUCUUAUUAAUUCGUCAAAUACCAAAUUUCGUACACGAUUGUUUAGAUCAUUCGUCAGCUCCUAUGGAUGGAUUAACAUUGACUGAACAACUUCAUAAUCGUGGCAUUAACAUCAGAUAUUUGGGAAAAGUUGCAAAUAUUUUGUCAACAAUACCAAGCUUAGAAUAUCUUCAUGGAAUUGCCGUUUCAGAACUGAUCGUUCGAGCAACGAAACACAUUUUUAAUUAUUACAUACAAAAUGCUGAUAUCAUGUCAAUGGCGGUAGCAAUAAGUCAUUUCUUAAACUGUUUCCUAACAACUCAACCAGUAGUACAAACACCUCAGAUUUCAAGCGAUGAACUUUCAAAGACUUCAAAACGACGUUAUAAUAAUAAAAAGAAUGCUUCAAGUGGAGCUUCCAAUUCAAAAGCAUUAAACUCAAAUCAAGCUGAUACAAAUUCAAAUGAAUGGACAUCACUGACACAAAAAUAUUUAUGGCAAAUUAUUAAGAAAGAAUUGAAAGCAUAUUGGGAUUAUGAUUUAGCAUGUGAAGCUAAUAUCGAUAAGAUUAUAGAACAUUACAAAUUACAAAAACUUAGCAUAUUGCGUGCCUUUAACUUAAAGAUAGGCUUACAAAUCUUACUACGCGAAUAUAAUUUUGACUCGAAAAAUAAACCUACAUUUAAUGAAGACGAUAUUGUCAAUGUCUUCCCAGUAGUAAAACACAUAAAUCCUCGAGCAACUGAUGCCUACAACUUUUAUACAACAGGUCAAAAUAAAAUUCAACAAGGUUACUUUAAAGAAGGAUAUGAAUUAAUAAGUGAGGCAUUAAACCUUUUAAAUAAUGUCUAUGGAGCUCUUCAUCCCGAAAAUGCUCAAUGUUUACGUAUGCUGGCUCGUUUGAGUUACAUCAUGGGCGAUCCACAAGAAGCAUUAGCCAUUCAACAAAGAGCUGUAUUAAUGAGCGAGAGAGUCAAUGGAAUCGAUCAUCCAUACACAAUCACUGAAUACUCUCACUUAGCUCUAUAUUGUUUCGCAAAUGGACAAAUUUCAACAGCACUUAAAUUAUUGUAUCGUGCAAGAUAUUUGGCAACUAUGGUUUGUGGGGAAAAUCAUCCGGAUAUUGCUUUGAUGGAUAGUAACAUUAGCUUAAUAUUGCAUUCAGUGGGCGAAUAUGAACUUUCAUUGCGUUUCCUCGAACACGCUCUUGCUCUCAACAUCAAAUAUUUCGGUGCAAAGUCACUAAAAGUAGCCGUGAGUUAUCAUCUAGUUGCACGUACGCAAAGCUGUAUGGGAGAUUUCAGAUCUGCAUUAAAUAGUGAAAAAGAAACGUAUACUAUUUAUAAGCAAUUACUCGGUGAAAAUCAUGAAAAGACUCAAGAGUCAUCAGAUUGUUUACGUCAUCUUACACAACAAGCUGUGGUCUUACAGAAAAAGAUGAAUGACAUUUAUACAAAUGGAAAAUUAAUUUCCGGCUUACCUCCUAUACACAUUCAACCACCUUCAAUGGGUAGUGUGUUGGACAUGCUCAAUGCAAUCAACGGAAUUAUUUUUGUUCAAAUCAGUCAAAAAGAUAUCGCAAACCUCAAGAAUGAAAUUGAGAAGCGUCAAAAAGAAACAAAUUCUGAAGACACUGAGAAUGGCAACAGCAUAAACACUGAGACGAAUUAUGAUGCAUCAUCAAAUAAUAAUCCCCAAGCUGUUUCAAGUUGAAACUAGGUUUCAUUUCUAUCUUCUACUUUUUUUAAAACACACAAAAAAAUGAUUAGCUUGUAGUGCAAUGGUAGUUCAUCAUUUAUAAUUUUUUUCAUUUGUCUUUUGAAGUGGUAAGAUUUUCAGAAAAUUUUGUAGAUAUCCUGAUUAUAUGGGAUAAACUCAGUUUGUAGUUUGUAUGAAACUAAACUAGAUAAUAUAACAAUAAUAAUAAAAUAAAUUGAAUUCAUAAACAACAGAUUAGUCUGCAACCAAAGAAUCUGGAAUCAAAAGCACAACUUCAUACAAUUUUAGAAUUUUAUCCCUCACAUUUACUUACAACAGGGGAUUACAACUACAAUAAUCAUUUUUGUUUCCUAAUUUGCAAGCAAAAUUUGAUUUUUUCUUUAUCUUCAUUUUAAGAUAAAGUAAUUUGAAGACCCCUGUUCUUCCUAUUUUUUGAUCAUACAAUAAUCGAUCAAAAUUCUAUAAACUAAAGUGAUUAAGUACGCUGGAACUAAAUUAUCUUUUAUCACAUUUAGUUUUCUGUAGCUUUAUAUAUUAAAAGCAUAAAUCAUCUAGAUCAUCUUCUUUUUUUUAGAGUAUGUCACUUCUGUUAUACUAACAUAUACAUUUUAGAUACUUUAGUAAAUAAACAUAGACUUGAAUAGUUACUGAAAAAACAAUUGAAUAAAAAUUAGUAC
This is a messenger RNA of Chironomus riparius, 4791 nucleotides long. The record is from the annotation of a GenBank genome assembly. NCBI's taxonomy places the organism in Eukaryota, Metazoa, Arthropoda, Insecta, Diptera, Chironomidae.